Chara braunii is the source of this 3197-nucleotide messenger RNA. Lineage: Eukaryota; Viridiplantae; Streptophyta; Charophyceae; Charales; Characeae. The record is from the annotation of a GenBank genome assembly.
GGACAUGAUUGAUGAGCGGUACGAUGUAAUGUCAGAGGUACAGCUGGUUUGGUGUCAAUGUCUGAAGCGUUCAGCAACCAUGUCUCUCCCCUCUGCUUGUCCAAGUGUGUGGUUAUGCAAAUGCAGACAGAUCAGAACGUCUCGAGGAUUGGCGUGGUCCCGCUGGCAUGCAAGAAAAGGGUGGAUGCAUUAUUUAUUGGAAGCGCGAAGCCAAAGCGAAGAGGGCGUCCAGCACGGAGAUCCUCCACAGGGAAGCGCGGGUCUCAAUGUGAAGUGCAGGCAAAGGGUCUUCUGGCGGAUGUAGUGGUUGUUGAUGACAGCAGUGAAGAAGAUGACAUCAACAAGCUGUUCCGGCAGCCUCGAAAGGAGGCCAGUAAGGGCGGUGGAGAGCUGGCUGCGUCAAAAGUGGAAGAAGCGUCAGAUACCAGAUGUCUGGACCGCCAAAAGCCAUUGCCGUCACUGCUAGAGAAGGGGAGGAAUGUUCACAAAUUUGGGAAGCCGGAUGAACAAGUAGAGGCUGCUGCGGAAUUAUCGCAGAAACUAUCAGAUGUUUCGCAGGCCAAGAAUGCUGCCAACCGCCCAUCGUGUGGAAAGAAGAGGGAUGGUUCUUUGUUGCCGCAACCCUCACAUGUUUUGCCGGCUAACAAUGCAGCCAAAACCGCAUCGAGCGGAAAGAAGACGGAUGGUUCUUUGUCGCUUCAAUCGGCUCCAAUUUUGCCAGCUAAGAACGCUGCCCGGUCCUUGCCGAUUGCAAAGGACAUGGACACACUGCCGUGUGGAAAGAAGAUGGAUGGUUGUGACAAGCGUCAGGAAGAAAUGGGGGAUCGAAAGGGGGGCAAAGGUCAAAGGACUCGAUCGCACAGCAAGGGCACCAUGGAGAGGGGGAGCGAUGUGGUGGUGGAAAAGCCACCAAAGGAUUCAAUUUCGGAGCAAGAGCACUGCGGAAAAGUGCUUGCGGGUGGCGCACAACUGAAGUUGCAGCUGGAGGGCUCCAACCAGGAUGUUUUGUCGACAAAGUCUAAUAAAGAGAAACGAGAGGCAGGUCUUGUGCCUGCAGAUGCCAAUGUUAAGGCCGCUCAUCACCGCACAGCUUCUGCUGUGGCAUGGCGACAAAAGGCAGGGCCACCAUUUCCUGAGCUGGAACCGGCGAAGGACAAGACAAAGCAAGACAUUGGGUUGCCCGUCUUCCCUGGAUUUACUAUUGAGUCAAAGGUGGAAGCAGGUGGUUACAGUACGGUGUACAAGGUGGUGAGUGACGGGAAGAUCUUCGCUUUGAAAUGUCUCAAGGAGAACAGCAAGAGCUUUCAAGUUUCAACAGAGCGGGACAUGCUCCAGAGAUUUGGAGGAAAGGACUGCAUUAUAAAAUGCCUCGACUUUGUACGCAACGAGAAGGGGGAACAAGCGUUUGUGUUUGACUAUGUGGAGCACGAUAAAACGGAGGUCUUGAAAAGGGCUGCGUCAGUUAAGGACGUUCAGUGUUACAUGCGAGAUCUCUUCACAGCGCUCGCUGCCAUGCACAAACAGGGUGUUGCCCAUCGGGAUGUGAAGCCUGCAAAUUUCUUAUAUUGCCGAAGGCUCAAGAGAGGACUCCUUGUUGACCUGGGUCUUGCUCAGGUUCAAGCACAUAGUCCCGCAAUGGAAGGUACUACACGUUUGCCAGUCAAGUUAGCACCACCUGCACCUGAAUCACAGAGCUGCUUGUCAGAACUGACAAGGACUAGCCCAGGUGGUUCACAGUCAGCUGGGCGAGAUGCUGUCUCUGAGGCAGUGGUUUCAAAGAAGCGCGCCCAUGAUCCUGGAGCGACAGCUGAAGAAGCAAUGACGAAGAAACGUCGCAUCUCAACUUUCUCAGGCAGUGCGAGCAGCGUGGCUGGCGGCCAUGGGCAUUCACGAAAGGCGGAAGGUGCGACACGAGCAUCGCAGCAGUCUGCACCGUGUAGCAUAAAUAAGUCGUCCUGGAGGAACUUCAAGUUGCAGCGGCCUGUAGGGGCUAAAGAUCGUGGUGGAGAUGGUCCUUCCAUCUCAGAAGGGCGUCAUGGCGGUGAAAAAUCCUUGGUGGAUGAAGUGCACAAGUCGUAUGGAAUGUCAGCACCUGGCAGACCCAGACAGGGCCUUGAAAAGCAGCGAGAGAUCGCAUCAGGACUCCGGUCAGGACCAGGAACAACUGGUCACAGCAAAAAGCAUGGGCAUUUGGAGAGGGGGUUCUCAACGGAAGCUGGGCUGAUGCGGGUUGUGCAUACAACUGAGAGUGCCUCCGCAGCUCACGGAGAAAUCGUGAAAGAAAGCAGACGGAAUCUGGCGACGGUGUCCUGGGGUAGGCGGGUCAGCGGACAGGCAAACUCUGAAAAGAGGACAAGCGUACCUGGUGUGCAACUUGCGAACUGUAAGGAACCAAGCAAGAGCAGUGGGAAGCAAGAGGAGAAGCUGCCUGCUGCACUACCUUCCUCUACUCUUGCUGUUGCCCCCUUGAGGGGAUCUCGUGGAGCGAUGAUGAUGAUGGCAGCGCAGAUGUCCCUCGGAGAAGGCGGGCAUUCCGCUCUGAAAGGUUUUCCAAGCAAGUCUCCAAAUGUGCCCAGAAAUGAGAGAGGUUAUGUUGUUGAGGGAAAACAGAAGCUUGAAACCAUGAAGCCCAACCAGGGGAAGAUGCAAACGGUUGUCGCAGGGCAAAUGCAGAAGGUACCUGGUCCAUCUGGAAGGGCAGGUUCAAUUCACAAAGUCCUGGAGGACAUCAGUGGCAUAAAGAAUGCAGGUCGUGGCAUGACAGGGGCGGGGAAGGGGGGGGAUGCACCUGCGAAGAUGGAUUUGCGGAAGCUCGUGCGAGAAGAUGGAAAGCAUGGCCAUGCCAGCAGUUUGAAAUUUCAUCCGAAUGAAAAACAACCAGCGCUGGGUGUGACAACUAAGGUUCCUUUCAGGGAGGCUCUGCGGCAGAAGAGUUUGCAGCAACCAAAGCAUGGGCGACAGGGAGGGAAUUAUGGCAUAUAUGGGGAUGGACCGGUUGCGGGAGGUGUACGGCCUCCGAGGGAGAAGGGAUCAUCUGCAGCAAAAUUGAUGAAGCAGAAAUUUCUGGUGCGCAAAUUUCGUGGUAAUCGCUGCUUUUCUUUACUUCUCUUCCGUUCAUUCCUCAUUGUGCUUUCCUGGGUAAAUAUUUCAUCGUAACAGUCAAUGUCCUCGUUGUUCAAUGAAUCUCUCAAGAGGAC